GGAAAGAGAGUAGUGGAGUAGUGUUUACAGCAAAACAAAAACAAAUUAUCAUUAUGUUUUAUUAUGGUCUAAACAAACUCCUAUGAUUCUCAAGUUGAAUUCGAAUAGUCAUAUAGUUUUAUGUUACCCCAAUUAGUCGAAAUUGAAAAUUGCUUCAACCGUUAUUUACAUCACCAUUUAGGCCUACUCCUACUAGGCUAGCAGAUCUGCAUUGAAGAAUACAGUCUUUCCUUGACUAAGGCAUGGCUUCAAGUAUUUCCAAAUCUUUGGUCAAAACAUUUUUCAAGUUAAAAGGCAGUAACAACGUACAUACAACUCAAACAAGGUGGUCAAGUAUUACUUGUCAAGUGGAGAAACUUGAAAGUCGUGGCUUGCUGAGAGUGAGUGGUAGUGAUGCAAUCUCGUUCCUGCAAGGUAUUGUGACUAAUGAUAUUAGGCAUUUGGAACAGCACUGUCAGAGUUUGUAUACAAUGUUUUUAAAUACAAAAGGAAGGGUAUUGUAUGACUCUAUAAUUUACAAGACUAAACAAGAAGAUACUUUUUUCUUAGAGUGUGACAAAGAAGCUAUGCUAGAUUUGGAAAAACAUUUGAAAAUGUACAAACUAAGAAAAAAAGUUGCUAUUGAUUCAGUAGAUGAUGAAUUUCAAUUAUGGGCACUUUUCAAUCCCAGCGCCGUCGUAACACCAGGCAGUGACGUAAUUAAUAUUAAACAAGAGGUUGUAGUACCUUGCUCUACUCCAUCUUACGAAAAUACAACAGUUGAUAAAUAUCUCAGCAAUAUUGCUAUUAGUAACCAAUCUCUAGUGUAUGUUGAUCCUAGGUUAUCAAAGUUAGGAACUCGUGUGAUUUCUCCUAGAAAUGAGGAUGUCGUGGAAAGGCUCAGGGUAUCUGGAAUUGAUAAGAAAAAUUCUGAUUUCACUUAUCGCAUGUUUCGAUAUAAAUUAGGAGUUGGUGAAGGCAUUUAUGAGCUACCCACUGGAAAAUGUUUUCCUUUAGAAGCCAAUUGUGACUAUCUUCAUGGAGUUAGUUUUCACAAGGGCUGUUAUAUUGGUCAAGAAUUGACAGCCAGAACGCAUCAUACAGGUGUUGUUAGGAAGCGACUAAUGCCUCUCGUGCUGAAAACUCAGGUAGAAUCAGCAGAAAUACCUCUGGAUGCUCCUAUUGAGCCUGUUACUGGAGAAAAGAAACCAGCCAUCGGUAAACUGAGAGGAUUAGAGAGAGAUUGUGCCAUUGGCUUAAUGAGAAUCACAGAAGCUUUAGAAACUAUUAAAUUUAAAAUAGGAAAUAUUGAGGGAGAGACGUUUAGACCAUUUUGGUGGCCUCAAGAACUCCCUAAAGACAGAGUAGAUCUUGGCAGUGGUAAAAGAAGUUGACAGUAGAUAGUCUACAUAAGCAUGACAACCCUGAUUUCUAGUCAAGUUGAAGAAGAAGAAGAGCUAGUUUUCAAGUGUUCUUCUUGCAGUUUAUCAGAGAACUUUGAUUACAAGGGCAAAAAACCACCAUUCUCUAAGCUUAUUAAUUUUACCU
Messenger RNA from Macrosteles quadrilineatus (aster leafhopper), 1527 nucleotides. Its product is annotated as putative transferase CAF17 homolog, mitochondrial. Bases 243 to 1373 code for a protein of 376 amino acids. Lineage: Eukaryota; Metazoa; Arthropoda; Insecta; Hemiptera; Cicadellidae. Gene Ontology annotation, molecular function: protein binding. The transcript is spliced from 3 exons. Gene Ontology annotation, cellular component: mitochondrial matrix. The record is from RefSeq and is a predicted model, not a curated record.